AUGACUUUUAAUAUUCGCAGACCGUUAGGCAUUAUUGCCCGAGUGGACAGCCCCAGCGAGAAUGCCCAGUACUACAAGCGCGGACCAAUAAGAUGGCGUUUUGAUAAAGGCUCUCCACGCUCUCAUUGGAUUACGCAGCGUAGGGCAUUAUGUAUGUGGCUAUGCGCAGAAAAACCGGCCCGAAAAGGGACACGGGGUCUAGAAAUGGGUGUCAAUAAAUUCGAAAAAUAUAUUAGACUACUUAAAUUGAGGACACCGAGCUAUUUUAUUGAAGAAUAUGCAAAUUGGCUCUGGCUCAAAUUUGCAGAGAAUUCGUCGGCUGAAGUCAUCCUACAAAGUGUGGUGUGUGCAGGGUCUUUGAGUGAUGUUUAG
Kuraishia capsulata CBS 1993 is the source of this 372-nucleotide messenger RNA. RefSeq lists its product as uncharacterized. The record is from RefSeq and is a predicted model, not a curated record. The transcript has a single exon. Lineage: Eukaryota; Fungi; Ascomycota; Pichiomycetes; Pichiales; Pichiaceae. Bases 1 to 372 code for a protein of 123 amino acids.